Impatiens glandulifera is the source of this 1123-nucleotide messenger RNA. Its product is annotated as WRKY transcription factor 71-like. Bases 1 to 1065 code for a protein of 354 amino acids. The transcript has 3 exons. NCBI's taxonomy places the organism in Eukaryota, Viridiplantae, Streptophyta, Magnoliopsida, Ericales, Balsaminaceae. The record is from RefSeq and is a predicted model, not a curated record. Gene Ontology annotation, molecular function: sequence-specific DNA binding; DNA-binding transcription factor activity. Gene Ontology annotation, biological process: regulation of DNA-templated transcription.
AUGUCUGAUCAUGAAACCAGAGACUUCUUUUCCUUCAAUAAUCAUGUCGACCAUUUCCUCCUAAACAGCCGGCCGCCUAUUCAUUAUGGCACAAAUAAUUCCUCAUCUGGGCUUUCAUUUCAUACCAACAAUUCUUCACCUGCACCUCACGAACAUGAUCCAUUAUCAUUAUUAGGGUUUCAUGAUCAUGCUCCUAAUAAUUUCACUGACUCGACCCUACAAGCAGGAUCAUCAUUCGCAGACUAUACUUACUCCUCCCUAGCUCUACCAUUUGGGUUUAUCUCCUCUAAUUCUCCCGUUAAUUAUCAUCCAGAGCCAUUUUCAUCAGAUACCCAACUUCAGAUCAAGAAACCGGCCUUAGACUUGUCCGGUGGAAGUAUUAUUAAUGAAACUCCAAACAGCUGUAUGUCGGUUUCUUCCACAUCGAGUGAGACCGCCGGCGCCGGCGGGGAAUUAGAUCAUGAUUCUAGCAAGAGUAAGUUGAAGGAGAUUGAUCAACUCUUACUCAAGGAUUGUUCUAAAAUAUUAGAAGGUGAUCAUAGCUCCAAGAAAAUGGAGGAGAAAGCAAAGAAGAAGGUGGAAAAGAAGGAUAAACAAGCUAGAUUUGCCUUUGCCACAAAGAGCCAAAUUGAUAAUUUAGAAGAUGGAUAUAGAUGGAGAAAGUAUGGCCAGAAAGCAGUCAAGAACAGCCCCUUUCCAAGAAGUUAUUACAAAUGUACCACUCAAAAGUGUCCAGUAAAAAAACGUGUUGAGAGAUCAUUCGAUGACCCAUCUACCGUAAUCACAACUUAUGAAGGGCAACACAACCAUUAUGUUCCUAGCACGAUGAGGGGAAUAGUUGAAGCACGAAUGAUGAUGAUACAAUCGCGGCUCAUUAGCCAAAUUGAAAGAGAUAAUGAGAUAACGGGUUUUUCUCAUGACAAAGAACUACUAUUGGAUGAAGUGCCUAAUUCAUUCUAUUAUAACUCAUCUAAUAUUAGUAUUAGUUCUGGUCUCACUACUGACUAUGGCCUUUUACAAGACAUGGUUCCUUCUACCAUUCUUAAACAUGAACCCCACCCCUAAUUAUCCAUUAAUUGUGAACAAUUUGACUUAGUUAAUAUGUUGUAUUGUAUAAUAUAUU